Salmo salar (Atlantic salmon) is the source of this 1497-nucleotide messenger RNA. Its product is annotated as ciliary-associated calcium-binding coiled-coil protein 1. NCBI's taxonomy places the organism in Eukaryota, Metazoa, Chordata, Actinopteri, Salmoniformes, Salmonidae. The record is from RefSeq and is a predicted model, not a curated record.
CCAGGCAACACCAUGGCAACGCCUUCAAGUGCUGUGGUCGAGGUUUUCUACUGGAGAAGCAGCUUCUGCCUGUCUUCAUACUGGACUUUCAUUGACUUUGUUUUAUAGAGGAGACGGUAUGCAAUUCGCCCAAAAUUAUUAGUAUCAAGUACGGCGCUCCGGACAUCACUGGUUACAAGUUGACUACACAGAUCUAGCACAGUGUUGCCAACUCCUCAGUAAGGAAAGUAGCUAUUGGCUAUCCUUUUAUUUUUAUUUUUUUAAAUGUGUCGCUAGAUGGGGUCUGAAUACUCGCAAAAUAUAGCGACAAAAGUCGCUAAGUUGGUAACGCUGAGAUUCUUAGCAUCAGAUUUAUCCAUCUCGAUAGACCAGACUGACCGGAAGCUGGACGGAAGUGGCCCGUCCACUGCGGAAAUGCUGUCAUGGUAACGCAGGUGACAAUAACAUGUCUGCAAAAGCGAAACAAAGCAACAAGUCAGCGGAUAAAAAUACAAACGACAGAAAUGACGCUGCGUCCAAAGAAAAUUAUGCUGAAAAAGCCAACCCUCAAUGGAAACUUAUUUCCCAUGAACAAAUCAACACGCUGUUGGAUUUGACAGUGGAACAAGUGCAAUUCCAGUUUGAAGAAAUACUUGUUUUGAAGAACUACCAGACAUGUGUGAAGGAGGCAGCCCUGUUGGACUACUUUGUCUCUGGCUUCUGGUGGGCCAGGGAGAUGAACUACAGCUGUCAACAGAUCUCAUUCGUCAUGGCUCUACUGCAGUUGUUACUGGACAAUAUCAGGGAGAAGCAGAUGCCAUUUGGUGAUAACCUGAACGAGUUUGCCAAGUUGAUAUCAGGAACACGCCAGUCUCUUUCUCCAGAGGUUGACUCACUGUUUGAUGCUGAACAGGCCAUGUCCAUCACUGACUACCUGAAGUGCAGUCUCUUUCAGAACUACCGACUCUAUGAGUUUCUCUUCAACCAACCUAGAGAGGAACUGCUCCUUGGAAAGAAGAGGACCAUAGAGGUGAUCAGCUCAGCAGACUUUGUAGCUCCGCUGGAAGAAGGCAUGAAUACUGAUGUCUACCUCCAUUACAUGACUCCUGUUGAACACCAUGAAGAGGGACAGAGGACCAGCCAGGUGGAGGAUGGAGAGGUACCAGGUGAAACAGUUCUGGAGCAAGAGAAGGAGAACAAGGCUACAGAGUUUGAAGAGUACAACGUUCAGGAUGUGAAAGACGUGCUGGAUGACCUGACCAAAGAGAUGCUGAGAAACCUACAGGCUGAAUUCACAGAGAAGCUGAGAGUCCAGGAGGAGAGCUUCAGCACCAGACUAGAACCACUGAAACAUUCUGCCUGCAAAUAGCUACAAUAAACCACACAGUCUAUAAUAUAUCCACAAUACACCACACAGUCUAUAAUAUAUCCACAAUACACCACACAGUCUAUAAUAUAUCCACUAUACACCACAGUCUAUAAUAUAUCCACAAUACACCACACAGUCUAUAACAUAUC